AUGAAGGGCAUCACUUCGGCCGCUCUUCUUUCCCUGCUCGCCUUGGCCCAGGCCCAUCCUCAGGGUUUGUGGUGGGGCACUGAUACGUGCUAUACUAGCCCCGAUAACACUGACAACGAGUGCACGGACGAUCAGCAGAACGGCUUCGACUGGUCUGAUCUCAUCGACGGCUCGUUCUCCCACUACGGCGGCUUUGAGUUCUCUGGCUUCGCCAAGAAGGACAAGGGUGAAUUCGGAUCUUGCAUCGAGGGUAAGCUCUCCGGAGGACUGAAGUUCUCUCGUGGAGACAGCUUCUCCGUGAGCGGCUUCCGUCUCUCGACCUCCAAGGAGGCCAAUGUCAAGAUCAGCUUUGGCAUGCCCGAUGGCUCAACCUGCAAGAGCGUCGCUUCUUGCUCGCCCGAGGGUACCGAUGUCUCCAACGACCAGUGCGGUGGUGCCACCUCCGUCAGCUUCGAGUCUGAGGACGAGGACGACUGUGACCUGGGCAUCCACUCCAUUGACUUUGACUGCUCUCCUGGCGAGAAGCCGCCGACCACUCACUCUCAUUCCCACCCGGGCCCUACUGCCACUCCCUCGGUCACUCCCUCGGAGACUGGCGUGAGCCCUGGCUCGUCGUCCACUCCGGUCAUCCCCGUCCCGCCUUCCUCGGGAUCCGUCACCGUCCCAGCGCCCAGCACCCCCGUCCAGAUGACCACCUCCACGGUCUACACGACCAGCGAGGUUACCAUCACCAGCUGUGCGCCGACGGUGACCAACUGUCCCGCGGACUCGACCACCGUCGUCACCUCCACCAUCGCGGUGUCGACCACCGUCUGCCCCGUGACUGAGACGCAGCCUACCGGACAGAGCACUUCGGUGCCGGCGCCGACGGGCAGCUCCCCCGUGGGAAGCUCCUCCCCGAGCGGCCCUGCGCCCACCUCGUCUCCGGCCACGCCCACCGGCGCGUCUCCCACGACCCCGGGCGCCGAGGAGUCCACCACCACGGUCAUCACCUACGAGACCGUGACCACCUGCCCGGUCACCACGACUGCGACAGCCAGCGGCACCGUGACCACCUCCGUCUACAGCACGGUCUCCACCAUCACGGUGACCUCCACUGCCACCGUGUGCAACAAGUGCACCGCGACCACGCCCACCGGGGUCGCCCCCGUCACCACCCCGACGCACGGCGUCACCACCGUCGUCACCUACGAGACCGUCACCACCUGCCCCGUGACCAAGACCCUCUCGGCCAGCGGCACCCAGAUCACCUCGGUGUUCAGCACCAUCUCCACGGUCACGCUCACCUCGACCAGCGUCUCGGUGCCGUCGUCGCCCGCGCCCGCGCCCUCGGCGCCCUGCCCCAACGUCGUGCCCAAGUGCAUCAACACCUGGCUGACCAUCCCCAAGUGUGCAUCUAACAUCGACACCAGAUGCUUCAGUCCCGUCGUCCGACUUCACCAACAAGGUCAUCGCGUGCAUCCAGGCUGGGGAGCUUAA
Messenger RNA from Aspergillus terreus NIH2624, 1479 nucleotides. RefSeq names its product extracellular serine-threonine rich protein. NCBI's taxonomy places the organism in Eukaryota, Fungi, Ascomycota, Eurotiomycetes, Eurotiales, Aspergillaceae. The record is from RefSeq and is a predicted model, not a curated record. The transcript is spliced from 3 exons. Bases 1 to 1479 code for a protein of 492 amino acids.